Trichomonas vaginalis G3 is the source of this 750-nucleotide messenger RNA. RefSeq names its product protein of unknown function (DUF3447). Lineage: Eukaryota; Parabasalia; Trichomonadida; Trichomonadidae. The transcript has a single exon. The record is from RefSeq and is a predicted model, not a curated record. Gene Ontology annotation, molecular function: protein binding. The coding region runs from base 1 to 750 and encodes 249 amino acids.
AUGAAUGAUGACAAAGAAUCAUUUAUAUUAUUCACAGAAAGGGAAGGAUUUGAUGAAAAUCAAAAAAUAAUGAGCGAAUUAUAUCCAUUUUCUAAAGCCGCUCAUUCAUUACUUGAAUUAUGUUGUUAUCAUGGUGCUGUAGAUUGUUUUAAGAUAUUAAGAUCGAAAUACAACUCUGAAAUUACUAUUAUUUGUCUAAGAUUUUCAUUUUUGAGUGGAAAUCCAGAGAUAAUGAGUGAAUGCUUGAAAAAGCAUAAACCAGAUCAAGAUUGCAUGUUCUUUGCAAUUUGUUCGCAUAAUAUUGACUUUGUUACUUUCUUGGUUAAUGAAUACAAGUUAGAAAUUGAUUUAGAACAGUGUGUAAAACUCCACAAUCUUCAAGCAUUUUUAGUUUAUUUAGAUUUAACGAAUCAAAUUAACACUUGUUUUGUUUAUUCGCCAAGCUUCCAUAUUCCAUCUCUUUGUGAAUGUUUUCUUAAUAAUGGUGCUGAUAUUAAUUCAAAAGAAUACUAUGGAAAAACUGCUCUUCAUUAUGCAGCAGAAAGUAAAGAAAUUGUUGAACUUCUUCUUUUGCAUAAAAUUGAUAUCAAUACAAAAGAUAUGUUUGGAAGAAGUGCUUUUAAUUAUGCAGCAGCAAAAGAUUGUAAAGAAGUAAUUCAAAUACUAAUUUCCAAUGGUGCAGAUGAGAAAAUAAAUGGAUAUAUACGUCCAAUUGCAAGAGAUUUCGCACAUCAUGGAAUGAAUUUAUGA